AACUGCUAGUUUACUUUCAUAUCGACGGAGCGCAGCUCAGACUCUGCCCCCCCCCCCCUCCCCCCCACGCUUAUUUACACUCCUUCAGUAUCAUUAUCGAUUCAUAAUCACUGGACGCGGCGCACGCUGCAAGUAACAGAUAUUUCGGAAUAUCCGCACUUUUUUCGAUAAUCCGCUGCUACUGAGCUCGUCGUGAUAGGUUAUAGUAUAUACACUCGCUCUCGCACAUCGGAGCCAUCAGGUAUCGGAGUCGGCUUUUUCACAAAUUAUAAUAAGUAGCCGACGCUUCUCAAGGCACAUUUCUUGGAAAUUUUGACUCGACAGAAGAGCUCGCCCUCGCUGCUGCAAAAUGUCCGUCUCAUCGGACCACGAAUUCAAUUACAUGCCGAGCAAUUGGAGCAAACGAUAUGGACCGAUGGAAUUACUGGCCCGAUACUUCAAAUUCAGCCAAGACAUUACAAGCCAAGUUCGAAGUUCAAUCGAACAUGAGCGGGAUGUGAGUUACGGGCCCUCCGAAAAAACAAAAUACGACGUCUAUGGAACCAAUCUUCCAGCCGAUGCGCCCAUCUUUCUAUUCAUCCACGGAGGGUAUUGGCUAGAAUUCAGUAAGGAUAUGUCUGGUUAUGUUGUCCCAAAUUUGGUCGCUCAUGGUAUCAAAGUUUUGGUAGCCGGCUACGACUUGUGUCCAAGUGUAACGCUAACGGACAUAGUUCAGCAAAUAAAAACUCUAACGGAAAAAGUCUUAGCUCUUGCGCAUGCCUCGGGAUCAAAAUGUGUCUGGAUCGGCGGUCACAGUGCCGGAGCGCAUCUCGCGGCGAGCCUUUUACACGACGCUGGCUGGCUCGACCUCAUGACAAGGCACGGUUAUCGAGAUUUGCUUCAAGGACUAGUCCUCAUCAGCGGUAUCUACGCACUAGAACCUUUGCUACGAACAAGUGUCAACGAAGCUGUUAAGUUAACAUCGAACGAAAUAAAUUCAUUUACAUUCGCCCCAUUGGAAAUCUCGGAUGACGUCGAUAAAACAUUAGAACCAGUACGAAACGUUAAAGUAAUCGUAACAGUAGGAGAGUGCGAUUCUCCAAUUUUCAUUGAAGAAUCUCGCCGUUAUGCACGUAGACUGACGAAAUUGGUUGACAACGUUGAAUUUUUGCUGCUCAGAGAUAAUGUUGAUCACUUUGACAUAGUAGAGAAUCUCACCAGAAGCGAAUUUCUUUUAUCUAAAAUAUUAAUAGCUAAUAUAAAGUACACUCGCUAAUUGUGCUGUACAAUCACAACGAAAAAAAUAUUUUAAAGUUUGUAAACUCAAUCGCGUUAUGUAUUCGCAUAACAAAUAAGUUACGAAGAAAAUAGUAACGAUAUUUUCGCAGUCUUACAAAUCCUA
Nasonia vitripennis (jewel wasp) is the source of this 1381-nucleotide messenger RNA. It is a transcript of the gene KFase, whose product is annotated as kynurenine formamidase. NCBI's taxonomy places the organism in Eukaryota, Metazoa, Arthropoda, Insecta, Hymenoptera, Pteromalidae. Gene Ontology annotation, molecular function: hydrolase activity. The transcript has 8 exons. The record is from RefSeq and is a predicted model, not a curated record. The coding region runs from base 350 to 1255 and encodes 301 amino acids.